Messenger RNA from Gossypium arboreum, 1740 nucleotides. RefSeq names its product protein LIGHT-DEPENDENT SHORT HYPOCOTYLS 6-like. The record is from RefSeq and is a predicted model, not a curated record. Lineage: Eukaryota; Viridiplantae; Streptophyta; Magnoliopsida; Malvales; Malvaceae. Bases 655 to 1371 code for a protein of 238 amino acids. Gene Ontology annotation, biological process: response to light stimulus; mRNA transcription. The transcript is spliced from 2 exons. Gene Ontology annotation, cellular component: nucleus.
GAUGAAUAAAAAGGAGAGUGGCGGGGCCGCCCGGGGAGUAAAUCAUUGAGUGCCGGGCCACCACAGUGAUAUAUCAUAUAUUCCCAUUUUCUCUGUAUGAAACCAAAUAAUACUCUACUCAACAUUACAUUUCUCAAUCCAAUUCUUAAUCUACAAUAGAAUACAAUAGAACCCCCCCCCAAAUUUUUUUCCUAGUGUAAUUUCUUGUAUUUGGACGUCCCAUCAUCUAUUUGAUUUUGGUUUUCCUUCGUCUUUUUGGUUCUUUUUCUUCCUUCAAAAUCUUCUAUCUUGACUCUGACGAUCACAAAUAAAGGAAAACAGAAGCAAAUCUUUUCCGUGAAAAGAUUCACAGGGCCGGGGACGGGGAAGAGAGCCAGCAGUUCUUGGGAUGAACCCUAAACACCUUCCACCGUAGUACUAUUACUGUUUGCCUGAUCAGACACAAGCCAUGGCUACAAAGAGAUUGUAAUCUGUUAGUGAAAGAUAUAGGUAGCUUAGAAUUUAGAUAGUUUAGGCAGAGCCCUCCCUUCGGCCUUGUCUCUACUCUCCGGCACUUGAAAUCUAGACAAAAACAAAGUCCAAGUUAAAAAAAAAAUAAAUCCCACAGAGAUAACCAAAACACCAACCCUUGUUUUCAUUUUUUUUUUUUUGUUAAUGGAUUCUGCUUCUGUAGGGGGUGCUGCAACCGAUCCGAAUAGCAUCAACGAGGGUCCAUCAUCUGCUGUAGUUACAGCUCUAGCAACGCCGCCCACGGUUUCACAACAAGGUGGAGCUGGUGAGUCGUCUUCUUCCCCAGCUCCACCGAGUCGCUACGAGUCACAAAAGCGUCGAGACUGGAACACUUUCUUGCAGUACUUGAAGAACCAUAAGCCCCCAUUAACACUAGCUCGUUGCAGUGGUGCCCACGUCAUUGAGUUCUUGAAAUACCUUGACCAGUUUGGCAAAACGAAGGUUCACAUAACGGGUUGUCCUUAUUUCGGACAUCCAAAUCCACCUGCUCCUUGCUCUUGCCCACUCAAGCAAGCAUGGGGUAGCCUCGACGCGCUGAUCGGACGGCUUAGAGCUGCUUAUGAAGAAAACGGUGGACGUCCAGAAUCAAACCCUUUUGCCGCGAGGGCUGUGAGGAUUUAUUUGAGGGAAGUGAGAGAAGGGCAGGCUAAAGCUAGAGGGAUUCCUUACGAGAAGAAGAAGCGAAAAAGGUCUACAGUCAACACUACUGCUGUUGGGGUCAACUUCUCGGUGGCAGCCACUCAAUCUAUUGAUGGUGGUGGGGGUAGCGGCGGUGGCGGAGAUGAUAUUGCCGGUGGAACUGCUGCUAAUGUUGCUACUGCCACCACCGCUACUGCUACUGCUACCACAACUAACGGCUAAGAUUGGAUUGUAGCAAAGGCAAACUUCAAAGAGCGGGGACAGGAGAGUGAAAGCAAGAAGAGGAGGGUUGUUGGGAAGGUAACACUCACAACACAAACACUUGUAGGCUUUUGCUACAAAAAUAUUUCUACUUCAGCUGGGCUCCCCCAGCCCCAGCUCAAGGGCCAAUUUCAGUGCUGUUGUAAAUGUAACAUACAAACCACACGUGCUCCUCACUGAAAUAUUUACAUCUUUGCACUUUCAGUUUCAGUGUCAGGUGCUGGAGCCUUUAUAUCUUGAUCUAAGAUUUUGGGUGGGCAUUGAGUUUUGUUUUCUGUUUCUCUUGAUUUACCCGUUUUUCUCUCGGGUCCUCUCAAGCUCGAUUUCUCA